Messenger RNA from Carassius gibelio (silver crucian carp), 2680 nucleotides. Its product is annotated as cerebellin-4-like. Bases 442 to 1050 code for a protein of 202 amino acids. The record is from RefSeq and is a predicted model, not a curated record. Lineage: Eukaryota; Metazoa; Chordata; Actinopteri; Cypriniformes; Cyprinidae. Gene Ontology annotation, molecular function: protein binding. The transcript has 3 exons.
GUGAAACAUCCACAGAUAUGCGAAGAGGGUCAUUAUAGGGGUUUUUGUUUAGUUUCCGUGCUUCGUUUAAUGACGCAAAAGUAAUAUAGACAAGAAGUGUCUGUUGCGCAUGUAUUGCGGAUAAUGAUCUCAGUGCGCACUGAGUGGAUUUUUACGCGGAGUCGCCAGGAACCUACGGAAAACUGCCGCUCUCCAAAACUCGCCUGACCGAACCUCCGGAGUUGAAAACUGUAGGAAUCACACGGAAAGAAUUCAAACAAUCAAAAAAAUGACUAUCGACAUAAGCUUGGUGCAUCCACCUACGCGCGUUUGGUGAUUUGUAAAUCAGCAGCUGGUGUCUGGACGGAUGUUUGGCGUAAACAAGCACAAACACGGAGCAGACGCGAAGUGACGGGACACAGAGAUCCGUUCGGAUUUGGGCUACACUGGAGAUCGUUCAUCAUGGUGUCCGUAACGCGCUUCAGUAAGGCGUGUGUCGACUGCGUGGCUCUGUUGUUCUGCCUGGCCGUCAUGUGUGAGCUGGUUUCGGCUCAGAAUGACACGGAACCCAUCGUCCUGGAGGGCAAGUGUCUGGUGGUUUGUGACUCGAACCCCGCCGACUGGAAGAGCUCGUCCUCGCCUCUGGGCAUCUCCGUGCGCGCCGCCAACUCCAAAGUGGCUUUCUCCGCGGUCAGGAGCAACAACCACGAGCCCUCGGAGAUGAGCAAUAAAACGAGAAUCAUAUAUUUUGACCAGGUUCUUGUGAACAUAGGAAACUAUUUCACGCUGGACUCCGUCUUUCUUUGUCCUCGGAAAGGAAUCUACAGCUUUAACUUCCACGUAAUUAAAGUGUACCAGAGCCAGACUAUACAAGUGAAUUUAAUGCUGAAUGGAAAGCCAGUGAUCUCUGCCUUCGCCGGUGACAAAGACGUCACACGUGAGGCCGCCACCAACGGAGUCCUGCUGCACCUCAACAAAGAAGACAAGGUUUAUCUGAAACUGGAGAAGGGCAAUCUGGUAGGCGGCUGGCAAUACUCCACCUUUUCUGGCUUUCUAGUUUUCCCACUGUAAAGCAAACAGAAAGACCUCCGCCUUUGCUGUCCAGUCAUCAUCGUGUAACCGGCCCUUCAGCAUUAAUUGGAGGCUCCCAAUGGAAGCAUAAUUCCAGGCAUUCAUUCAGCUGUUGUCUUUAAGGAAUACUAAUAAAAACCACACCAGUGAUCCAUGAAUCUUGAGAGAGGACAUCUACUUCAGUGCAAUAUCACUUUCUGCUGCAAGUCGCUCUUCAUAGAUCCAGGAGUUCAGCUCAUCACGUCAGACUCUUUGUUUGUUUCCUUGUGGAUGUUCGUGUUGCUUUUCUUUAGCGUGUGGUUUUUAGUAAAAUGAUUAUUAUUAUCUGUUAGCAAGGUCAUUACCUCUCGGAGAGGAAAUGCUCAAAACCGUCUCGCCACGGGAGGGUGCAAUAUUUCAAAAACCUUGGCACGCAAAUUUAAAAUAAAUAAAUACAAAUUAUUUUUUUUUUUCAGAGAGAAUACACCUUUCUAUGUAAAUUUGUAGACUUGUUAAAGGAAUAGUACAUGAAAAUGAAGAUUUGCUGAAAACGUUCUCUCCCUCAGUCCAUCCAAGAUGUAGAUGAGUUUGUUUCUUCAUCAGAUUUAGAGAAAUGUAGCAUUACAUCACUUGCUCACUCUGCAGUGAAUGGGUGCCGUCAAAAUGAUUGUUAUUAUGGAUUGUGAACUCUUUAUGAGCUCUGUUUUCUGCAGAAGCAACGGUUUAAAGUUAAAACGUUUUCAUGAUAUAUUUCUUUCUUACAAACACUCAGGAUGAGUACAUUUUCAGCAAUUUUUCAUAUUAGGGUGAACUAUUCAUUUAACGUUAAAUAGUAAACGUGUUAAAUUGAUGUUUUAAUUUCAAGGCAUUUCCAUUAGUUUCUAUCCAUCAUGGCAGUAAUCCAUCAAAUGAAAGUGAACAACAUUGUAAUGGCCAUAUUUCUCAACCUGCUCCAUACUUUCUGCAUUUUAAAGCAUUGUAAGCUUAGACUGCAGUAGUUUCUUGCUUCCUCCGACCCACAAGACGAAGUUUUGUGCCGUGCAAAUCACUCUGGACAGAUUUCUUAAUUUGACUUGUAAAAAAAAAAAAGGUUAUGUUAAUGUUUUAUUGUUAAAAAUGACAAUUAUCUUAAUAGAAAAGAAGUAUAAAACAUAAUUAUUGACUUCAAUCCUGCAACGUGAAUGCAAAAGAAUAAAAAGCUCAUUUCCACCAUUAAGAGGUGUUGAAGGGAAUAUUUUUGUGAUCCGUUCAGGGACUUCAUCUUUAUUUUCAUCCUGUUAAUUGUAAGUAUGAUUCAUAGUGACCCUUUUCAACUUCAAAAAGGACAGAAAAGUUUAUUUAUUCACCAAAAUGUGUCCAUAUCCAUAUCACAACAGUCACUCUCUAUAGUCCAAGCCAUUAUAACUUUUGCAACCAUUAAAAAAGAAAAGAAAAGUGUAAUAAUAAUAAAUGGUUUUGUUCAGAAUUAAAUACUGACUUACUGAACAUUAUAUACGGCAUACCAGUGUUUAAAUGUAGUUUUAUUUAUAUGUACUAACAUAGUAUUUCUAAAUAUUUUGAGUUAGCUAUUGUUUUAUAUACUUUUCUUAUUUCUUUUAAUUUUCAUUUAAGUUUUAAGAAUUUAAUUAUGUGCUUUUGUCAUUAUAACUUU